CUUUCCUGCCACGCACAUUGCUUCUCUUCCCUCCUCUUCCUACGUCCCAAAUAUGCUGACCAAAAUGAGGAGGGAGAAGUCGAUGCCAACCCAUUAGUUCUUCUCUCCCACGUCGGGAGAGGUGCCACCUAUUGUGUAGCGCCACCCACCCCAUGGCGUCGCCGAGGCAGUGGUGGCGCCGCGCCACGGCGACCGCCAAGGACAGGUGGAGCAUCUACGUGACCAGGAUGGGGGGCGCACGCCACCGCCACCACCUGCACCGGCGCAGCCCCGAGGUGGAAGCGGCGGUGAUCCGGGCGACCAGCCAUGACGACCGGUCGGUGGAUUACAAGAGCGCAGGGCGCGUCUUCACGUGGGCCCGCGGCGCCCCCUCGUCGCUCCUGCCGCCGCUCAUGUGGUCCGUGGCCAGUCGCGCCUCCCGCACCCGCUCGUGGAUCGUCGCCCUCAAGUGCCUCCUCCUCGCCCACGGCCUACUCCUCUGCUCCGACGACGCGUCGCCCUCUGCCCACGUCGGUCGCCUACCCUUCGACCUCUCCGACUUCCGCGGCCGCUCCUCCACCUCCCCCGGCUUCUCUGCGUUUGUCCGCGCCUACUACCGCUUCGUCGACCGCCGAUCCUUCUUCUCCGCCCUCACCGGCUCUGCCUCCCCCUCCCCCUCCCCCUCCCAGGCCGCUUCAGGCGCAGGCGACCAAGACGACGACCUCGAGCAGCUGGAGCGCCUCCAGGUCCUCCUAGACCUCUUGAUGCAGAUCCGGCCCUACGCUGACGGCAUGGAGGUGAGCCUCGUCCUCGAGGCCAUGGAUUGCGUCGUCAUCGAAAUCUUCGAGGUCUACAGCAGCAUCUGCAGCGGCAUCGCCCAAUUCCUGGUCGGCAUUCUAGGCCCCGAUCAAUACGGAGCGGCGACGGAAGCGAGGAGACGGCGGGGGCGGGUGGGGAUGCGUAUCCUGAAGCGGGCAGCGGCACAGAACUCCCAGCUGUCGUCCUACUUCGAUCUCUGCCGCGCCCUGCGCGUGCUCAACGCAGCGGAGCUCCCUCCCGUGGAGGGUAUCCCGGAGAAGGACAUGGAAGACCUCGAGCGGCUGGUGCUCGGCGGCACUACCGGAGGCGACGAGGAGGCAGCGGCGGUGGCAGUGGCGAGGAACGGAGGAGGAAGGCCAGAGCGGGAAGUGCAGGGGAAGAAGUCGGAGGGGCAUUUCGGGACAGUGAUCACGAUGGAGUGGGUGGUGUUCGAAGAUGAGGCUCAUUGUGGGAAGGAAGGGCGGGGCCAUUUCGGGCACUCUACUUCCCGCUCUCCGGAUAACAUCUGUCCGUCCACGUUAUGGGCCCAGCGGGAUUGGCAAUCUCAUCCGUCUGAUCUGUCCUCGUCUAUUUUAAUCUAAUUACAUGUAUUACAAUCUUUGGUUUUCUUAAUCUUUCUUCCUCUAGUUGUUUAUUAAGCCCCUAAUCAACUAAUCCAUGUAUAUUACCGAGAGGGGAGUCUCCUAAUGCCGUCACAGCCUCUUGUUUUCCCCUCGUCUUGAGGUG
This is a messenger RNA of Musa acuminata subsp. malaccensis (wild Malaysian banana), 1524 nucleotides long. RefSeq names its product putative clathrin assembly protein At1g25240. Lineage: Eukaryota; Viridiplantae; Streptophyta; Magnoliopsida; Zingiberales; Musaceae. Gene Ontology annotation, biological process: clathrin-dependent endocytosis; vesicle budding from membrane; clathrin coat assembly. The record is from RefSeq and is a predicted model, not a curated record. Gene Ontology annotation, cellular component: clathrin-coated pit; clathrin-coated vesicle. Gene Ontology annotation, molecular function: clathrin heavy chain binding; SNARE binding; 1-phosphatidylinositol binding.